Molecule: messenger RNA, 1911 nt
Organism: Spodoptera frugiperda (fall armyworm)
Lineage: Eukaryota; Metazoa; Arthropoda; Insecta; Lepidoptera; Noctuidae
Product: NADH dehydrogenase [ubiquinone] iron-sulfur protein 2, mitochondrial
Exons: 10
Coding region: 70-1476 (468 amino acids)
Biological process (GO): mitochondrial electron transport, NADH to ubiquinone
Molecular function (GO): NAD binding; NADH dehydrogenase (ubiquinone) activity; quinone binding
Source: RefSeq, a predicted model, not a curated record
CAGUUGCUGUCAAAUUGAUAACAUGAAUCAUUUACUUGCAUUUUCGAACGGAACGCAGUCCCGUCAAAAAUGGCCUCUAUGCUGUUCAGUGUUUUGAUGCGAAAAUCCGCAAAUUUGGGCCAAACAGCGGCCUUAGCGAAGAAUUUACCAGCCCUUUAUAAUGUGAACAACAGCCAACGUAAUGCGCACAGAUGGAUGCCAGACGCGGAGUACGUGAAGCAGUUCGAAGGAGCCGUCAUAUACCCUGAUGAGGUCACCUCACUGCUGAAACAUCCGCCUUACCAUGGUGUGGUGGCGCCCGGAGAGAAGCAAGUGAGGAACAUGGUGCUGAACUUCGGCCCCCAGCACCCGGCCGCUCACGGAGUGUUGCGACUGGUGCUUGAGCUGGACGGAGAGACGGUCCGCGCAGCAGACCCUCACAUCGGCCUCCUCCACCGCGGCACGGAGAAGCUGAUAGAAUACAAGACUUACACCCAGGCGCUGCCCUACUUCGACCGCCUGGACUAUGUCUCCAUGAUGUGCAACGAGCAGUGCUACAGCUUGGCCGUCGAGAAGUUGCUGAACAUCGACAUACCGCUGAGAGCUAAGUAUAUCAGAACUCUGUUCGCUGAAAUAACUCGUCUGUUAAACCACAUUAUGGCAGUUUGUUGCCACGCUCUUGACGUGGGUGCUCUCACUCCGUUGUUCUGGAUGUUCGAGGAGAGAGAGAAGAUGAUGGAGUUCUAUGAGAGAGUCAGUGGAGCCAGGAUGCACGCUGCCUACAUCAGGCCGGGAGGAGUUUCUCUCGACAUGCCACUAGGCCUUAUGGAUGACAUCUACGAGUUUUCAUCCAAAUUCGCGGAACGUUUGGAUGAGGUGGAGGAUGUUCUGACCACCAACAGGAUCUGGGUGCAGAGGACCAAGGACAUCGGGGUCGUCACCGCCCAGGACGCUCUCAACUACGGCUUCAGCGGCGUAAUGCUCCGCGGGUCGGGCAUCAAAUGGGACCUGCGCAAGUCGCAGCCGUACGACGCGUACCACCUGGUGGACUUCGACGUACCCAUUGGCACCAACGGGGACUGCUACGACAGAUACCUGUGCCGCGUGGAGGAGAUGCGUCAGUCGCUCCGCAUCAUCGACCAGUGCCUCAACCAGAUGCCGCCCGGCGAGGUCAAGACGGACGACGCCAAGCUCACACCGCCUUCUCGCGAGGAGAUGAAGACGUCGAUGGAGGCCCUGAUCCACCACUUCAAGCUGUUCACGCAAGGCUACCAGGUGCCCCCCGGGUCCACCUACACGGCGGUGGAGGCCCCCAAGGGAGAGUUCGGGAUCUACCUCGUCUCUGAUGGAGGAUCCAAGCCUUACAGAUGCAAGAUCAAGGCGCCCGGCUUCGCCCACCUGGCUGCUCUGGAGAAAGUCGGCAAGAACUCCAUGCUGGCAGACAUCGUGGCCAUCAUCGGCACCCUCGACGUGGUCUUCGGGGAAAUUGACCGAUAAACACCGAUUUUUGUACAAAAACAGGUUUUUCCGUAAAAAUCGGAGUUAAGCUAAGAGAAGCUUUGUUAAUUAUUAUAUGUUAUCGGCUUACGUAACUGUUUGACGUGGAACUCGACUAGUUUCAGUAGCAGCGCGACAAUUGCCGCGUCGUGUGUCGCGGAAUGCUGCUCAUGAAUAUGAGCUUCUAGCAUGGCUUGGAACUAGUCGAGUUCCUCGUCAAACAGUUACGUGAGUAAGCCAAUAACAUAUAAUAAUUAAUUUAGUAUGUCUCACGAAAGUUACAAUAAGAAGCUUUGUUAGUGAGAAAUGUUAAAGUAGAUUUCAAUGUGCAUUUAUUUUUUAUGUUUAAGCAAUAAUAUUGUUAAAUCAUUUUGAAGCUUAUUUCUCUGUAUUUUUUGAUGUAUUUUGAGAAGGAAUAAAGGGCUUAUGUAAUUA